This is a messenger RNA of Mobula hypostoma (lesser devil ray), 5766 nucleotides long. It is a transcript of the gene lrriq1, whose product is annotated as leucine-rich repeats and IQ motif containing 1. The record is from RefSeq and is a predicted model, not a curated record. NCBI's taxonomy places the organism in Eukaryota, Metazoa, Chordata, Chondrichthyes, Myliobatiformes, Myliobatidae. The transcript is spliced from 28 exons. The coding region runs from base 1 to 4809 and encodes 1602 amino acids. Gene Ontology annotation, molecular function: protein binding.
AUGCGAAGACUGAAAUUUGAAACUGAAGCAUUUGUUGAUGUGACUAACAAGUCCUCAAGCACCGGAGCUGAUUGCAAGGGCCGGGAAAUAAUGGAUGAAGACAAACUGCUUGAAGAAGCCCUUGAGGCUGAACUAAGCAAGAUCCAUAUUCCUGCAUCAGAAAUAGAAGAAUCUGAGGAGGAAGAAUUGGAGGAAUCAGAGGAGGAUAUACUCAUUGAAUCAGAUCCUGAUGCAGAUGACUUCCCCACACCUGUCCUUUGCUACUUUGACCAAAUUAAGCAAAGAGGAGAGACUGUGGAAAAGAUGAUUCUCCAGGAUUUAGAGCAGCUCGAGUAUGUUGAUCAUUCUGUUCAGAAUUGUUCUGAAUCAGAAAUGUUGCUAGCAUUGGCUUCUGAAUUUGGCGAGGACCAUUUAAACAUGACGGAGAGGAUAUUAGAAAAGGAAGUACAAAAAAAAGACAUGGAACUUCAAAAGAACAUAGACUUCGAUGUUCAAGUGAAGAAAACUGAUCAGCCUCUAGAGGAUGAGGAAAUUUCAGAUAAUGAAGAUGUUAUAACUUCCAAAUGCAAAGAAGUGGAGGAGUGCUGCCAUCUGACACUGCAGCAAUGGGAAGCUGAAGAAAAAAGACUACAGAAAACCAAGCUGGCAGAGCUAAUGGACCAGAGAGAAAAAGAGAAGAAGCAGGUGGAGGAGGAAGAGGAGCGAGCUAAGAGUAGGCAGAAACAAUUUGAAGAAAAACUAGAGAAACUAACAGUAGAGAGGCAGGAACAGCGGGCUAAACUGGAAAAGAAAAUCAAACUGAACCAGGAGACUUUGGCAAAAGAGUUAAAACGUCAUGAGGCACUCAUACAAUCACUGCAAAUGAAACUGGAUGAAGAGCGAAGAAUCUUUGAAGAGCAGCAGGACAAAGAGAGGAAACGAGUGGAAGAGCUGCGUUACAGAGCAGCAACUAGUAUUCAGGCAAGAUUUCGGACAUUUUUAACACUUAAAAAGUAUUCUCCAAUACUGAAGGAGAAACGGGAUGAAAGGAAGAGAAGAAAAGACCUCCAGCUCAAGAUGGCUCAAGAAAGGAAAGACUUUGAAGAGAAAAUUAAAAAAAAACUAGAAGAACAGAGCCGAGUUGAACAGGAGGAAAGAAAAAAGCAGGAAGAGGCUGUACGGCUGCAAAGGGAGGAGCAGAAACAAAGACGGAUUGAGUACGAAAAGAAAAAGGAGCAGGAGCGACAGAGGUUAGAAAAGGAGAAACAAAUGAGAGUGAAAAAUCUACAAGAAGAGGAGAAACAAAAAGAACUACAAAAAAAGAAAAGGGAAGAAGAACAAAAGGAAGCAGAAGAAAAGUUGCUAAAAGAAAAAAAGAACGAGUGCAUUGAACAAACAGAGGAAAAAACUGAGAAGAAAGUUGUGCUGCAGCUACUCGAAGAAGUUACUGCUAAUUCCAGCAUGAAGGAGAAUGAAACCUUCAAAGACAAUGAUAAUGUGUAUGUUCGUAUGAAUGAAAAUAUGUGUUUGCCUUCUAAUGCACAGGACAACUCUCCCAUAAAUCCCAGUAAAAUUGAAGGUCAGUGUACAGCUGAAAGAGCUUCAGAUGCAAAAAUGGAAAAGAAACUACCAGCUGAAGAGAUAGUGGAAAGUGAAACAGUGAAUACUCUUACCAUUGAAUCCAAUAUCAUAGUACCCCAAAAUAACAUACUGCAAGAAGUUAUUCCUUAUGCAGUUGGAGACACAUUCCCUGGUAAACUAUCUGGUGAUAGUCAAUCAGUAUUAAAUAAUAAUGAAGAUAAGAUACAAAAUGAAGCUCAGAUUGCUGCUGAUGAACUAAUUGAAAACAUGGAUGUUAGUUUACAGAACACUUUCACCAGAGGGCUUGCUCUUCCUGAUCACCUUGAGCAAAAGAGAUUACAUUGGAUGAAAACAUGCAUUCCUUGGUCCAAAAUUUUCAAUGAAAACAAGAAAAAGAAAGUGAAGCAACAAGUGAAACUUCGGAAUAAUCCUGUUAGCAGACUGCCUGUGCUGAGUCCUGAAACAAUAUUGCACUCGGGUGUUUGGACCUCACUUCAACAAGUUACAACUGUUACUCUUCAAGACUUGCCUGGUUGUAGUCUGAACACCCUUUCACAGUGUCCGAGACUGAAGUCACUAAUACUCCUAAACUGUCAACUAGACACAUUAGAGGGUGUCAAUAAUUGCAAAGGUUUAAAGUAUAUAGAUGUACAGAAAAAUAACAUCAAGAAUAUCCAUGGCCUUGAGUUGGAGGAUCUCUGCGUUCUUCUGCUCAGUAAUAAUCAGAUCACCUCUCUGCAUGGUCUGGAGAAAUGCAGCAGCCUACGUAUCCUUGAAUUAUCGCACAAUAACAUCACUCGGAUAGGUGGUCUGGAAUCUCUUAAGAAACUCCAGAGGCUGGUUGUAGAUCAUAAUCAAUUGAUAAGCACCAAAGGUUUAAGUGAAACUCCAACUCUUCUUUACCUUGAUUGCUCCUUUAAUCAUCUCAGCAGUAUUAAAGGUAUUGAUAACUGUGGACUUCUUCAAACUCUGAAGUUACAAAGCAACAACCUCUCUGAGUUACCGAGAUUUGGAAAUCAUGUGUUACUGCGUGACUUGUAUUUGGAUGACAAUAGUAUCUCCACUCUAAAGGAGCUGUCCGAUUACUGGCUGCCAAUGCUUCAACGUCUCUCAGUUUCUCAGAACAGUCUGAUGCAACUUACAGACAUGUCUGACUUUAUGAUGUUACAAAGACUCAACAUAAGCAACAAUCGUUUGUCAGAUCUUAAUAGCUUACUUUUAUGUCUUAAUGGAUGUCAUAGUCUCCAGGAGUUGACACUAGAUGAGAAUCCAUUUCAACAAGAGUCAGGCUGGAGAUGUUCAAUCCUAAAAGUACUGCCAAACUUGCAGGUGGUGGAUGGUGGGAGAGUUACUUCCAUUGAUGAUGCUUCUGCAGAGAGGCUGAGCAAACCUUCAGCAGGGAGUUUCCUAGCUCUAUGUCAGACCCAGCUUCAAGACAUUGAAUUAUUACACAGGAGACACAAAACUGAAUUGGACAGAUCAAAUUCGUUGGAGAUUGCAGAUGCACACUUUCGUCACUGUGAAGAACUGAUGCAUCUGGCUGAAGAGUGUAGAUAUGCUCAUGAGUAUGGAGAAUUAUGUACUAUUGAAGAGAAGAAGCACUCUAAUAGUCCUGUUGAUGAAGAAUUUUGUUUUGGAAAGCAGCACAAGAAUCUGACUGUCAAUUGUAUAAAAGUAAAGAGCCAAAGCACUGACCAUGCAAUGGAUUGUGACGAAGUUCUGACUCCUGUUACUCAUAUUUGUGGAAAGAGAAAUCAAAAUGAUUAUUUACACACAGCUUCUCACGUUUCCCAGGACUAUGAUCCCAGAGUCUUUGCAAAUCUGAAACGAACUGAUUUUUCUUUGCAAGAAUUCAGAAUGAGGAAGGGUCAGAAUCAACCUAAAUCCAACAGAAUUGCAUCUGGAUCACAGAAUGAUGCGAGUUUGAAGGGGAGACAUGAACAACAAAUUUCAGAGGAUUACAUUAAAAACUAUGCAGCGAUUGUCUUGCAAUCCCACUGGCGGGGGUACAUCACUCGGAGAGAUAUUCAUAAGUACUCGGUACUUCAUAAUGCAGCUUCACUGAUUCAGACUGCAUGGAGAGAUUACUGCAACAGAAAGAAAGUUGCCUUCCAGCAUAGUGCUGGCAAGCCACCUGAGAAAUGGAAGUUAUUUGAUGACAGUGAUGAAAGUAGAAAUAGAGCAAUCAUUAUCAUCCAGGCACAUUGGCGAGGCUGCCUCCUACGGAAGAAGCUGUCUCGUGCUUUAGCUGCUGUUCUUACUGAAGAAGAGGAUGACUUUGAAGAAGUUAAUUUGAAUGAUUUUGUAUUUGAUGAGGCAACCUUGGACAAGGAUUGGAUAAAACUAGAUCCUUGGGUCUCUUCUCAAACUCUUCCACUUCCAAAAUCAGACCUACAACAAAAGGCCCUUGCUCAUUAUGCUCAUGAUUCACCCGCCUUACCAAGACAACCACAGUUGGCAUGGCAAGGAGAUGAUAUGAAUACUGUUGAAAAAAUUGAAUAUCCAUCCUCAUCUCCUCUUCAACUACACUCACCCAGCAGAACGUUGUCAGCAUUCUCUGAGUCUACGUCAUGUGGUAAACAAAGUUUCAUGUCUGAGAAAGAAGAGAAGAUCUCUCUGGAAUGGGGCUUUAAAGAUGUCCACACCGCACAACUGAUGCUGAAACGAGCUCAGAAAAUGAAAUCCAAGAAAGCAGAGGCCAAAAAAUUGCAGGACCCAUUAGCGCGAUUGGCUUUAUUCAAGAACAAGAAAAAUAAAUACCUUCCCACAAAAUCGUCAAAGAAGAUACAAGCCAGUGUGAAAUAUUUUAAUGUGCCAGAAGAACUCAGUCACCAAGACAUGACUUCAGUGGAGUUGCAACCAACAAGCAGAGAACUAACCUAUCAGUGGCUUCACACACAAAUUGCCAACUAUGAAGAAACAAAUCCCAGAAAUAAGAAACAUCAUCACUUCCUGCCAGAGAUGGACCCAGAGGUAUUGAAUGGUGGUCGUGUUCAGCUCAUGGCAAGUCCUAUAGGCAGAGAAAUCCCUGACUUAGGCUUACUCUCUGUAACCAGUGGCAAUGCUAUAAACCGGCAAGAUAACAGAGUCGAGGUUAGUCACUGGCAUUCGUCAGGAUCUGCAAAAGCCACUGUACCACCGAGGACUGGCUCCAAACCUCUGAAACAUGAACGCAUAUCCUUUCGUGACAAUCAAGUGCGUCUUAGUACAGGAUGGGGAACUGGCAAGAGGAGGGAAAAAUCUUCCUAAUUAUUGCCUGCAUUCAUAGGAACUUGCAUAACAAAAUUAAUAAAUGUGUCUGUUACGAAGGUCAUGGCACUAAAAUUUGGAAUGUUCAAUGAGUUUGGCCAGAGAUUUCAAUUAUUAUUUUAACUGUCACUGUAUUACUCUCGUUGUUUGACAGAGUUGAAUAACAAAAUAAUGGUUAUUGAUGACAAUUUCAUAAUGGAAAGACCAUUAACUGUUAUAUCAUUUUAUUCUGAUAUAGAUUAAUUUCAGAAUUGUAGUUUCUAUUGGUAAUCUUCACAAAAACAAUAAAAACUAAAAUGUAAAACUUGCAUUUAUAACAAUGUGAUAAUUCUUAUGCUUAGCUAUCUUAACACUAUACUGACUGCAAUGACAGAACACGAUUCACCUAAUCUGCAUGAAAUUAAAUAUUUCAGAAUGCAUUCAAAGAUCUUACUGCUUUUGAAUAAUUUAUAAAGAUGUAUUAUAUUGUAACUGUCCCAAACUGUUUUUAUUUUGUAACUGUUCAUAAUCUAUAAAUUAAGCAAUAUGCAUUGCACAUGAAUUAGAACUAUUGAUGUAUCAUUAUCAGUAUAUCAUCCUUGAAUGUAAUGCUAUGACAUUAUUACUCUUCAACGUUUUGUACACCUAAAUCAAAUUAGCAGCUUCGCUAACUUUUCUCUAUUCUGCUUAAGAAAAGCUCUUUCUAUCUUGCACCUUCACUGAAAACAUAUGCUUCUUUUAAUCAUAUCUUUGAAAAAUAUAGCUAAUGAUUUGGAGAACCCACAAGUAUAUAGUUUUGUAUGUAAUUAAAUGGGAAAACACUGAUUUUCAUGCUGUGUAUGCAUAAUCUCAGUUUUUUUUCAUAAUAACUUUAUUUUUUCAGAUUGAAGUGAAUUCUAUUCAGAAUUGUAUCAUGGCAAUUUAUAUAUUUUACUGUUUUUUUAAUAUGUGCAGUAAUAAUCCAGAAAAAUAACUUAU